AUGAACUGCGUCAAAGGCGAGAUCCACAAUGUACUCUCGAUGAUGCGCGUGAACGCACGCUGGGCAUCUGUGGAUCGCUUCACACAGGAGAUCCCGGCGUCCACGCAGUCGCCAAUGAUGCGCGCCUUCAAGCAGCUCCACUACGAGCUGCAGUCAGUGACGGACCUCUCUGACGUGGACACCGUCACGUAUCUCUUACCGUUCGUGAUGGUCAUUGAGUCCGAGCGCACAAGUGGCUUCAUCACGGGCGCCGCCAUCUCCGCCAUCAACAAAUUCCUACUGUAUGGGCUCAUAACCUGCGAGUCCUUACGCGCAGAUGUAGCCAUCAACCGCAUCGCCGUGUGCGUGUCUCGCUGUAGAUUCGAGGAGACUCAUCGAGCAGACGACGAGGCCGUGUUGAUGAAGCUGCUGGAGCUGGUGGAGUACUGUGUUCGUUGCGAUGCUGGGCAUUUGAUUUCAGGGGAUAAUCUGUGGAAGAUGCUGCAGUUAUGCUACAGUAUCCGCUGCCAACCCCGAUCUUCUAUGCACUUAUGCAGGUCAGCCGACAAUACGUUGUCGCAUUUGGUGCUUACAGUCUUCGAUCGCAUCGACGACUUGGAGCCACAACGGAAACCCAACAAACCGUACGGAGUCCCGCUAUUAGAGCGGAUUCUGCACUUUAUCUCGGGCCUCAUCUCGCCUACAGAGAACGAGGAGAUGACGUGCGUCUUGGGACUGAGAUUGAUCAAUGUGGUGCUGGAGACAGCCGGGACGGGACUGGGUAGCCAUCUGUGCUUAGUGUCCGUGCUACAAGGAGAUUUGUCCAAGUUCUUGCUGCAGAACUCCGAAACGGAGGAGCUGGGCAUCUUGUCGCUCACGCUUCGUGUGGUGUUCAACCUGUUUAACUCGAUCAAGGACCAUCUCAAGGUGCAGCUGGAAGUGUUCUUCACUAGUGUCCACAUGCGCAUCAUCGACUCGCCGUCGUGUUCCGACGAGCAGAAGGAACUGGCGCUCGAGUCCUUGGUGGAGUUCUGUCGCGAGCCGGCGCUGAUGCUGGACCUGUACAUCAAUUACGACUGCGACGUCCACUGCACCAAUUUGUUCGAAGUAUUGUGCAAGUCUCUGGCCAAGAACUGCCAGUCCAUGUCCAGUCCCGACGGCAAUCUCAACGCACUGACGCUGCUGUGUCUCGAGGGAUUGCUGGCCGUGAUCGAGUCGAUCGCUCGUCGCUGUCCUUUGAACACGCCCGCGAAGACGUCAGGCUCCAGGACUUUCGGGGGGAACGCAGGAGUAUUAAGUUUGAAAGGUUCGGAUCUGGCACGGUUCACUGCGGGGGCGUCUCCGCGUACCGACUGCUCGUCGGACGCGUUCCCGAGGGACGACAUCUCGCCCAUGUCUUCGGUCCGAGAUCUCAUGCAUCUCGUUAUGUCAGGAAGCGAAAGCGACUCGGAUUCGGAGCAGAGCGAAGCAGACAACCCGGCAGAUCAACUCGCAUGGCUACACACUGCCCGAGAACGCACCGCUGAGGUGUUGCAGCAACGCAAGAGCAUCAAGAAACGCUACGCCUUAGCUGCCGAGAAGUUCAAUACCGACCAGAAGAACUGGAUGGCCUUCUCGCAGCAGAUCGGACUCUUACCGGACAAGUUGACGCCCGAAUCGGUGGCGUCCUUCCUGCUGUAUACACCUGGUCUCAACAAGACGCUGAUCGGCGACUACAUUGGCGACGGACCGAUCGAAAAGUACCCGUUUAAUGCCGCAGCGAGAGACGCGUAUGUAGCCAUGUUUGACUUCCGCUCGGCGCCGUCGCUGGACGAGGCGUUGCGCAUGUUUCUGGCCAAGUUCCGUCUGCCGGGGGAAGCGCAGAAGAUCGACCGCAUGAUGGAAGCGUUCUCGAAGCAGUUUUACCUCCAAGCAGGCUCGUCCGGCCCUCUUGCAGACGCCGAUGCGGCCUUCGUAUUGGCGUUCAGUAUCAUUAUGCUGAACACGGACUUGCAUUCGGACCACAUCGCCAAGAAGAUGACUAUCGAGGAGUUUAUCCGCAACAAUCGCGGCAUCAACGCCGCGGAGGAUCUGCCGACGGAAUAUCUGACGGAUCUGUAUUAUAAUAUUCUAGAGAAGGAGAUCCAGAUGCAGCACGACGUGUCCGACUUCAUGGAGGCGCCUUCGUCGACGGUGGAUCGCUUCUCGACGCAAUGGGGACGGCCAUCUUGGAAGCUGCGAGCUGGCCUGUUCGAGAAGGACAUGUUCAAUUUGAUCUCGGAGAGCACAAUCAAGAGCAUUUUACUGGCCUUCGAGAAGACGUGCGACCUGCACAACAUGGAGCGCGCGUUGGAAGGACUGAGCAACUGCGCCAAGAUCAUGUUGUACUACGACAUGAGCGACGAGUUCAACAAGAUCAUGGGAGCGCUGGCGUCGUACUUCUUGACGUUCGCGCAUGGGAUUAUGAGUGGAGAGAAGGUGUACCAGCUGUCCGCUGAGACGAUUGGCGAGCGGAUUGUGCGUCGACAGGAUGACGGAUCGGAAGUUGAGGUGCUGGCAGACACGCGGCCGUCUGGCGGCUCGAUAGACGAGGACCUGGUGCAAGGAGCGAAGACGCGUCGUGCUCUGCUAGCGCUGAAGCUGCUCUUCCAGUUCGUACAAAACAAGAGCGAGUGUUUCCGCAAAGGAUGGGCCAGUGUGGUGGAGUGUAUGCUCAUGUUCAACGAGCUGGAUGCUGUCCCCACGUCGCUGGUGGAGAUCGAUGACUUUGUGGACUCACGGGGAGUGCCGUUGCCUCCGAUGCAGGGAGGGGCAUCGUCUCACGUCCCGUCUCCGCCCAAGAUGUCUCCUGGACGUAAUCAAGGUGCAACGGGACUGUCGGGGAAGACUCGUGAGCGCUCUCGACGUCAAGCGGAGCGUCAAGCUGCGAUUCGGAGUCGUAUGAAGAGUAUGACGCAAGCUAGUCAAGGCACCGCCUAUGGGAGCCACGCACAGAGUGUCAAUAGCGGGUCUUUCUGGGACUCGCUGUCGUCUUAUCUCUGGGCCGAACAGGAGAAGAUUGACGAGAGUUUCUCGCUAGUGAACCAGAUGCUGCGGGAGGAAGUGAUGGAGCUGGGCGGCGGCAUCUUGGAGAAGGAAAACUGGCUGAGACUGACGCGGAAGCUGCAGGAGAAGGCGCUGACGAGUCUUCUGGAGACGCUGAUCUCGUGUCGUGACCCGUUCAAGUGCAUCAUGCAGGCGUCGGACUCGGGCGUGGACGCGAUGAUGCAGGAGAACGCCAUCCUGGUGCUGGAAUUGAGUGUGGACAUCAUCUUGGUCAACUCGCAUCGCAUCUUGCAGCUGAACUUGUGGGAUUCCUUCCAUCUGUACGCCAAGCGCAUCUUGUCGACGCCGUUGCGAGAGCUGCACAUGCAGGGGCUUGUAGAGCGCGUGGUUGUGCACAUCUUGCGUGUGAGUAUCCGACUCUUCCAUGAUGAAAAAGUGCGACCGAAGCUGAUGGCUACACUGGAGUUGCUGUUGACGAUGGAUAAGGACAUGUACAAGGCGUUGAGUGACCGACUGGCGUCAGGCAUCACGAUGCUGUUGAAGGCCAACUUGGUGUACAUGAACGAUUUCCACGACUGGCAAGUGCUGCUGGGCAUUCUAGAGAACGUGGUCGAGUAUAUUAACAGCAGGUCAGCGUGCUGGGAGAGCGUCCUUGUACUGGCUGAAGGAGGACACUUGAAGGACGACAACUUUACGCCGUGGAUGUCUCUGUGCUUCGGGUUUAUUCGCCACCCAACGUCGUACGCUGUGGACGCCUUGAAGCUGCUCCAAGGACUGGCCAAUAGUGACAACACGUACAAGAUGGAUGGCAGGUCGUGGCUGCAAGUGAUGCGCGUGAUGCUCCAGUAUCUGAACGACGACAGACCGCCAGUGGCCAAGACUGCGUGGGACUGUCUACGCAACUCGCUGUUGCUUCCUGGAGUGCCGGUCGCCAAGGACACGUGGAAGAAAUGCUUCGACGAGAUCAUUUUUGCGUUUGACGACCAGGUGAACGAUAUCACCGUCAAGAUGGCGCGUGACGCCCCGUUGUACAGCGUCACGCUCUUGUCCAAGACGUUCCUGCACAACUUGACCGUGUUGAUGGAGCUGCGGGACUUCCCGGAGUUGUGGCUCCAGGUGCUGCGUCGUCUGGCCAAGAAGCUGGUGGCGUCUAGUUCGCCUACGAUGCGAUCCCAGCAGAGCAGUGUCGUGUUCGAAACGACGUUGCAGUCGCUGUACAAUUUACUGCUGGUGCUGAAGGCCGAGGACGUUCUGGAGCGGGUGAGCACGGAGGGAAGCAGCGAGACGCUGUUCGACGAGACGUGUGCGGUUAUCGACGCGGUGUGUCCACAUUUGAAGGAGCAAUUGGGUCUGUUGCCAGUGGAUCGGACGCCACACGAUGAAGAGACGGAGGCGGCUUUGAAGUUGCACCUUGGUCUUCCGACGUCCACUACGACACUGGAGACUGUCGUUAUUGGCGACGGCACGUUCGGGAUCAAAGUGGACGAGGUUAUAGUGGACGAGAUCACGGAGGCUGUGUAA
This is a messenger RNA of Phytophthora infestans T30-4, 4524 nucleotides long. RefSeq lists its product as uncharacterized. Gene Ontology annotation, biological process: regulation of ARF protein signal transduction. Bases 1 to 4524 code for a protein of 1507 amino acids. Lineage: Eukaryota; Oomycota; Peronosporomycetes; Peronosporales; Peronosporaceae. The record is from RefSeq and is a predicted model, not a curated record. The transcript has 7 exons. Gene Ontology annotation, molecular function: guanyl-nucleotide exchange factor activity.